This is a messenger RNA of Arabis nemorensis, 639 nucleotides long. The record is from the annotation of a GenBank genome assembly. NCBI's taxonomy places the organism in Eukaryota, Viridiplantae, Streptophyta, Magnoliopsida, Brassicales, Brassicaceae.
AUGGAGAGGAGAAAGGUUGUCAUGUGUUGUGUGUUAUCUGUUCUUGGUUUAUUAUCAGCUGCUACUGCCUUCGCUGCUGAAGCUACCAAAGUCAAGAGAUCUCAAGUCAAGUUUACAACUUCGGAUUCACUCAAACAAUGCUCUUAUUCAAGAAGUCCAGCUUUUGAUCUCGGCUUCACAUCAGCUCUGUUUCUAAUGAUGGCUCAGAUAAUCGUAAGUGUUGCAAGCGGUUGUCUCUGUUGUAGAAAAGGUCCUCCUCCUUCUAGAUCUAAUUGGAUUAUCGCCGUAAUCUGCUUCGUUGUUUCCUGGUUCACUUUUGUAAUCGCUUUCCUCGUGCUGCUAACUGGAGCUGCACUCAACGAUGAACACAGCGAGCAGACAAUGUAUGCCGGUAACUACUUCUGCUACGUUGUGAAACCGGGGGUUUUCUCUAUUGGUUCUGUGCUUUCGCUUGUUACUAUUGCCCUCGGAAUUGUCUACUAUUUAUGUUUGACUUCAAGUAAGCACAAUGUUGCUGCCACCACCACGACGGCGGCGAACCAAGGAGGAAUAGCAAUGGGACAGCCUCAGAUUCCAGAGAGAGUAGAAGAUCCUGUCUUUGUUCAUGAAGAUACUUACAUGAGAAGACAGUUCACUUAA